Messenger RNA from Mangifera indica (mango), 793 nucleotides. Its product is annotated as probable prefoldin subunit 5. Gene Ontology annotation, biological process: protein folding; regulation of DNA-templated transcription. The coding region runs from base 146 to 616 and encodes 156 amino acids. NCBI's taxonomy places the organism in Eukaryota, Viridiplantae, Streptophyta, Magnoliopsida, Sapindales, Anacardiaceae. The record is from RefSeq and is a predicted model, not a curated record. Gene Ontology annotation, cellular component: prefoldin complex; cytoplasm. The transcript has 4 exons.
UUUUUAUUCGACUCCACUUGAGUGGAUGGACUUAUAAUGCCAGGGUUUCUUUUAGUUUUUUUAAACCGUGGGGGGCAGUUGGGAGUUGUACACCCUUCAAGGUUAAAGGGAAGUGGGGAGUUCAUCGAAGACGAAGAAGAAGAAGAUGGCGUCUUCGAAAGGAGGAGGAGGUGUGUUGAGAGUAGCGGAUAUGGAGAAGCUGAGCAUAGAGCAAUUGAAAGCUUUAAAAGAACAAACAGAUCUUGAAGUUAAUCUAUUACAAGACAGUCUUAACAAUAUCAGAACUGCCACUUCUCGUCUCGAGAUCGCUUCCACUUCUCUCCACGAUCUUUCUGUUCGUCCUCAAGGAAGUAAAAUGUUGGUGCCUCUUACUGCAUCGCUUUAUGUUCCUGGUGAACUCGAUGAUGCUGAUAAAGUCCUCGUUGAUAUUGGCACUGGUUACUUUGUUGAGAAAACCAUGGCUGAAGGCAAAGAUUAUUGUGAGCGUAAAGUAAACUUGCUGAAAUCUAAUUUUGACCAGCUUAUUGAGGUUGCAACAAAAAAGAAAAGUAUUGCAGAUGAUGCUACAGUAGUCUUACAGGUGAAACUAAAGCAAUUAGCCUCGACAAGUUCUUGAUUGCUUUAAGAUUUUACUAAAUUAUUGUUGCAGUAUCUUCAGUAAAAGAUGUUUGGUUAAUAUGGGUGCCUGACAUUUAACUUUCAAUCUUCGUCUGUAGUUAAGAGGAUUCAAAUAGGUUCCUUGUGAGUUUCUAUGUUUAUUAAUGCGUGUUUAUUACAUUCUUCCCUUUCUUUC